AUGAAGCUUCUCAACUCUUGGCUCAUGGCAAGUGCCAUCUCCACGGUUGCUGCGCGGCCGUGGCCGAGAGCUGCAAACACGACGAGUACUUACUUCUUUACAUUUGGCAACUCAUACACGCAAACCGGUUUCAGCACCACCGGAGAACAGCCAUCUCCUUCGAACCCCAUGGGAAAUCCCGCCUUGGGAACUGGCACCACCACCGGGGGUGAGAACUGGGUGGGAUAUCUGACGACGGCGCAGAAUGCGUCCCUCGUCCUCUCUUAUAAUCUGGCAGUGGGCGGUGCGAGCAUUGACAAUUCGCUCGUUCAGGGAUCCACAGACGUGGACCUUGCUUCCCAGGUCGACAUCUUCGACGAAACAUACAGCAGCAAGCCGGCUUCUGCGCCCUGGUCGGCGGAAAAUUCCGUCUUCGGGUUCUGGAUUGGUAUCAAUGAGAGAAACCCGUCUGAAACUGGCCCCGUACUCACUGUUGAGCUCAGUAUCGGAAAUGCAUUUUACAACACCGAUGCCGAUACUUUCACGCCGCAGUUGAUCGCUCGGCUUGCUUCCCUAGUGGAGCGAAUUUACAGUGCUGGAGGCCGCAAAUUCCUUUUCCUCAAUGUGCCUCCUACGAGCCGAAGUCCCAUGUUCAUUGAUCAGGGCAAUGCCACUGUUGAGCAGCAUGCGGCGUAUUUGGCCGUUUAUAAUAGAAAUCUCGAGGCAAUGGUGGAUGGGUUCAAAACCAACCAUACAGACAGUGUAUUGAGCAUUGUUGCCGUCCUCGUGGUAGUAUCUAUCGUUGUAUCUCUACGUAGAAGAGUGUUCCUUUGUUAA
Molecule: messenger RNA, 816 nt
Organism: Aspergillus oryzae RIB40
Lineage: Eukaryota; Fungi; Ascomycota; Eurotiomycetes; Eurotiales; Aspergillaceae
Product: putative cellulose-binding GDSL lipase/acylhydrolase
Exons: 5
Coding region: 1-816 (271 amino acids)
Molecular function (GO): hydrolase activity, acting on ester bonds
Source: RefSeq, a predicted model, not a curated record